Molecule: messenger RNA, 1113 nt
Organism: Pelobates fuscus (common spadefoot toad)
Lineage: Eukaryota; Metazoa; Chordata; Amphibia; Anura; Pelobatidae
Product: rho crystallin-like
Exons: 9
Coding region: 2-1003 (333 amino acids)
Biological process (GO): steroid metabolic process
Cellular component (GO): cytosol
Molecular function (GO): steroid dehydrogenase activity; ketosteroid monooxygenase activity; aldose reductase (NADPH) activity
Source: RefSeq, a predicted model, not a curated record
UAUGCUUGUCACAUUGGCUGCUGGAGACAUGUCUUACAACAAGGAUACUCGUAUAACCCUAAAUGAUGGCAACACCAUGCCCAUCCUUGGUUUGGGUACCUAUGCUGCACCUGAUGUGCCUAAAAGUGUCGGAGAGGAGGCAACAAAAAUAGCCAUUGAACUUGGCUACAGGCACAUUGAUUGUGCGUACAUCUAUGGCAAUGAAGUGCAAAUUGGCCAAGCGAUUCGGGCAAAGAUUGCAGAUGGAACAGUGAAAAGAGAAGAAAUAUUCUACACAGGAAAGCUAUGGUGCACAUAUUUUUCUCCAGAGUUGGUACGCAAAGCACUGGAGAAAUCCUUAAGUGACCUUCAACUGGACUACCUUGACUUGUUUCUAAUGCACUGGCCAUUUUCACUAAAGUCUGCAGGUGCUGAGCGUCACACUGAUUCCAACAAGGGCUUUAUUUAUGACAAUGUGGAUUUUCUGUCUACAUGGGAGGCUCUGGAGGCUUGUAAAGAUGCAGGACUGGUGAAGUCAAUUGGAGUAUCCAACUUCAACCGCAGGCAACUGGAGCGUCUCCUCAGCAAACCAGGACUGAAAUACAAGCCAGUCUGCAACCAGGUGGAAUGCCAUGUUUAUCUGAGUCAAAGCAAACUUCAGGAGUACUGUAAGAGCAAGGAUAUUGUUCUAGUUGCGUACAGUGUCCUAGGGUCACACAGAGAUAAGGACUGGGUGGACCUGAGUUCUCCUGUGCUACUUGAAGAUCCAGUGCUGGCCAAUGUGGCUGCAAAGUACAAUCGUUCCCCAGCAGAGGUGGCCAUGCGAUUUGUCCUUCAGAAGGGGAUUGUGGUUUUGGCCAAAAGUUUCAGCGAAGCACGCCUCAAACAAAACCUUGGGGUGUUUGAUUUUGAGAUAAAGGAAGAGGACAUGAAAACACUUGAUGGGCUUGACAAAAACCUACACUAUGGAUUAUUCAAAGAAUUGAGGGAGCAUCCAGAGUACCCUUUCCAUGACGAAUACUAAUGACAAUGCUGGGAUGAACACGUUAAAAAUAAUGCAUUUUGCAGUUAAUUUUGCCAACAUCCACUGGAGUGAAAAUUAAAAUAUUAAUAGACAAAGUUCUAUAAUUAUAC